Salvelinus namaycush (lake trout) is the source of this 1524-nucleotide messenger RNA. RefSeq names its product Golgi SNAP receptor complex member 1. Gene Ontology annotation, molecular function: SNAP receptor activity. Gene Ontology annotation, biological process: endoplasmic reticulum to Golgi vesicle-mediated transport; vesicle fusion. NCBI's taxonomy places the organism in Eukaryota, Metazoa, Chordata, Actinopteri, Salmoniformes, Salmonidae. The transcript is spliced from 9 exons. The coding region runs from base 6 to 752 and encodes 248 amino acids. The record is from RefSeq and is a predicted model, not a curated record. Gene Ontology annotation, cellular component: Golgi medial cisterna; SNARE complex; cis-Golgi network.
CAAAAAUGGCAGGAGGAAGCAGCAACUACUGGGAAGAUUUGCGAAAGCAGGCCAGGCAGCUGGAGAAUGAGCUGGACCUGAAGCUGGUGUCCUUCAGUAAACUGUGUACCAGCUACAGCAGCUCCAGAGAUGGCCGUCGAGGAGACAGUAACUCGGAUACUACUCCCCUCCUCAACAACUCGACACAGGAUAGAAUGUUUGAGACCAUGUCUGUGGAGAUUGAACAGCUGCUGGCCAAACUCACGGGUGUGAACGACAAGAUGGCGGAGUACACCAGCACCCCAGGUGUGACGUCCCUCAACGCAGCCCUGAUGCACACGCUCCAGAGACACAGAGACAUUCUGCAGGACUACACUCACGAAUUCCACAAAACCAAAGCCAACUUCCUUGCCAUCCGGGAGAGAGAAGAUUUGCUGGGGUCUGUCCGGAAAGACAUUGAGACAUACAAGAGUGGCUCAGGAGUAAACAACAGAAGAACGGAACUGUUUCUGAAGGAGCAUGACCACCUGAGAAACUCAGACCGGCUGAUGGAUGACACAAUAAGUAUUGCCAUGGCGACCAAGGAGAACAUGACAUCCCAGAGAGGGCUGUUGAAGUCCAUACACAGCAGGGUCAACACUCUGGCCAAUCGUUUCCCAGCCAUCAACAACCUCAUCCAGCGAAUCAACCUGCGGAAGAGGCGGGACUCCCUAAUCCUGGGCGGAGUCAUUGGCGUCUGCACCAUCCUCCUACUGCUCUACGCCUUCCACUGAUGACGGACAGAGCGGUCGAACAAUCGUUACUCUGCGUUUGUAACAUCAGAAUCAGAACUCUGGAGAAUGGGCUUGAGUGAUUGGAGGCUACUGAGCAGACGGACAGACAGACCGACACCCUCUUGGCCCAAUCGGUUAACAGGAUUGAUCAAAGCCAUCAUGGACUACCUGAUUUGUAUUUAGCAGUGAGGGAAGGAGAUGGGGAGAUGGAGCAGCAUCUUUUUUGUUUAGUUUUUCUAUCCAAAGUGAAUGUGCUGUUCAACUCUGGUUAAGGGAACGGAGACCAAAUUUACUAAUAUGACUAGAUUUUAAAGAAUUAUAUAUAAAGAACACUUGCUUCAAUGAGGAGUUAAAGGCUCUGAAGACAGAUUGCGGAUACGAAAGAGGGGGACUGUUUUGCUGUUGAUUUCUGAGGUGGAUGGAUUUUUUGUUGAAUGGUCGUUUUUUAGUGGCGGCAGAUUCAGGAGGUUUAUCAUCAUCAUGGGCUGUACAAUGUGCAUUAUUAAUAAAUUAUUAAUAUACAGUAUGUGAUACUAGGCACUUAACAUUUUAGUUUUCAGUAUUUUUUUGAACUUCGACAUGUUUUGAGAAAUUGUAUUUUUCAUUGAAGGCCAUUGAUUCAACUCUAGUGCUGCAAAUACCAUUAUUCUGUUGUGCUGCAUGGAUGACUUCAUAAUGAUGACUUCAUAAUGAUGACUUCAUAAUGAUGACUUCAUAAUCACUGUAGUACUUUAAACAAUGGCCCACAUACAGGUGUAUGGUUAAACCAGAA